Molecule: messenger RNA, 564 nt
Organism: Medioppia subpectinata
Lineage: Eukaryota; Metazoa; Arthropoda; Arachnida; Sarcoptiformes; Oppiidae
Source: the annotation of a GenBank genome assembly
UUAGUGUCCAACAAAUUCAACGUUUUGGGCGGAUGCAAGGCUUUCGGUAAGAAAGAUCUUCGGUAUACGCCAAUCAUCGGCUGGACCUUCUUCUUCGGCGAAUACAUAUUCCUGGAGAGGAAUUGGGUAAAAGACUCCAUGAAUAUCGGCUCCGGCAUCGAUCGCUUGAUGGCUCACAAACACCCCGUUAUUCUGAUGAUCGCUGCCGAAGGCACCAGAUUUACGGCACAGAAGUACGAGACGAGUAUGAAGUUUGCCGCCGAUCGACAGCUCGGUGUCCACUAUAAUCAUCAUUUGUUGCCACGAGUCAAGGGUUUCGCCUAUUCUGUCAAACACUUGAAACAAAAUUACCCCGAGUGCGCUAUAUAUUGUUUUCAGAUGGCAUUUGAUGAGACCCGAGAGUCGAUAAAGGUGUCCACUUUAUUCAAAGGACAGCCAAUGAAUUGCUCAAUACAUCUGAAACGGGUUCCGUUGAGUACUGUUCCCACAGAUACUGACGAACAGAUCACUCAGUAUUUGUACGAUCUCUUCACCGAAAAGGUGCCCAAAAAUUCAUUUUAUUAA